Molecule: messenger RNA, 1227 nt
Organism: Alternaria arborescens
Lineage: Eukaryota; Fungi; Ascomycota; Dothideomycetes; Pleosporales; Pleosporaceae
Product: Calcium/calmodulin-dependent protein kinase
Exons: 6
Coding region: 1-1227 (408 amino acids)
Biological process (GO): cellular response to oxidative stress; protein phosphorylation
Molecular function (GO): calcium/calmodulin-dependent protein kinase activity; ATP binding
Source: RefSeq, a predicted model, not a curated record
AUGAGUUUGACAAACAUGCUCAACAAGCUGCACGGCCAGCCCGAUAGCUAUGAUCGCAAAUCUCGAUACCGCUUCGGAAAGACACUGGGCGCUGGAACAUACGGUAUUGUCCGAGAAGCUGACUGUCCCGAGGGCAAGGUCGCCGUGAAGAUCAUCUUGAAGAAGAAUGUGCGCGGCAACGAGCAAAUGGUCUACGAUGAGUUGGAGAUGCUGCAGCGAAUGAAGCACCCUCACAUUGUCAAGUUCCACGACUGGUUUGAGUCGAGGGACAAGUACUACAUCGUGACCCAAUUGGCGACUGGUGGAGAGUUAUUCGAUCGUAUUUGCGAAAAGGGCAAGUUUACAGAAAAGGACGCCGCUGAGACGAUCCGACAAGUACUCGAUGCAGUCAACUACCUACACCAGAACAAUGUUGUUCACAGAGAUCUUAAGCCAGAGAACCUCCUCUACCUCACACGCGAUGCGAACUCAUCCCUCGUCCUUGCUGAUUUCGGUAUCGCCAAGAUGCUCGACUCGAAGAGUGAAGUCUUGACUACUAUGGCUGGCUCUUUCGGAUACGCUGCCCCUGAGGUCAUGCUCAAGAAAGGCCACGGGAAGCCCGUUGACAUGUGGUCCAUGGGCGUUAUCACAUACACUCUUCUGUGUGGUUACUCGCCGUUCCGGUCAGAGAACCUUGCGGAUCUGAUUGAGGAAUGCAAGAACGGCCGCGUCAUCUUCCACGAGCGAUACUGGAAGGAAGUGAGUCCGGAAGCCAAGGAGUUCAUCAAGAAGCUGCUGGAACCCGACCCAAACAAGCGACCGACUAGUGAAGCUGCUCUCAAGCACGUUUGGCUCAGCGGAAGCACUGCUACGGACCACAACUUGGUGCCAGAAAUCAAGGCAUACGCAGCAAAGGCCCGCCUCAAGCGCGGCAUCGAGCUCGUCAAGCUUGCAAACCGUAUCGAGGCGCUCAAGAUGCAAGAAGACGAGGAAGAGGAUGUACCCGGAGAGGCAGACAUGCCUGCUAAUGCCCGCGAAGCUGCAGGUGAAGCCAUUGCAUCACAUUCAGCGGACAAGGGCCUAGCGACCAACGAGAAUGCAAGCACAGGAAAGGGACCCGGACGCUUGAGCAGAAUUGCCAAGGGAGCCAUCUUCCGAGAAGUUGUACUAGCCAAGGUGCGCGAGAUGAAGGAGCAGGAGGCGCGUGCGGAGUUCGAGAAGAAGGCGUCGGAGCCCGUGAAGAAGUGA